This is a messenger RNA of Sinocyclocheilus anshuiensis, 2719 nucleotides long. RefSeq names its product gastrula zinc finger protein XlCGF57.1-like. The coding region runs from base 88 to 1434 and encodes 448 amino acids. The record is from RefSeq and is a predicted model, not a curated record. The transcript is spliced from 3 exons. Gene Ontology annotation, molecular function: RNA polymerase II transcription regulatory region sequence-specific DNA binding; DNA-binding transcription factor activity, RNA polymerase II-specific. Gene Ontology annotation, biological process: embryo development; regulation of transcription by RNA polymerase II. Lineage: Eukaryota; Metazoa; Chordata; Actinopteri; Cypriniformes; Cyprinidae. Gene Ontology annotation, cellular component: nucleus.
GAAGAAGAAGAAGAAGAAGAGAUUCGGCUGAAGAAAGAAACACUCCCGCUGAAGCGACUGAGAUCCUCGUGACACACUGUGGUGAAGAUGGCGCUUGUUAAAGAGGAGAGUGAAGACUUCAGGAUUGAAGAAGUGUUCAGUCUGAAAGACACUGAGGAACAAGCAGACCUGCUGGUGCUGAAAGAGGAGAAUCAAGAUCCGAAUGAAAUGGAACAGACAGAUCAGUAUGAGAAACACCAUGAUGUCAUAACUGGUGAAAAGGCCACACAGACUAAAACGACUUCCAAACGAAAAAGAGCUCAGAAAACCAAAUCUAACAGCCAUUUCACCUGCCGUCAUUGUGGGAGGAGUUUCGGUGAAAAACAAAAACUUCAAAUGCACGUGAAAGUUCACAAUGGAGAGAGGCCAUUCCCCUGCCAAGAGUGUGGAAAGAGCUUCACUCAACAAGGAGCCCUUAAAAGUCACAUGAGAACUCACUCAGGAGAGAGGCCAUUCACCUGCCAGCAGUGUGGAAAUGGUUUCACUCAAAAAGCACACCUUAAAAGUCACAUGAGAACUCACUCAGGAGAGAGGCCAUUCACCUGCCAGCAGUGUGGAAAUGGUUUCACUCAAAAAGCACACCUUAAAAGUCACAUGAGAACUCACUCAGGAGAGAGGCCAUUCACCUGCCAGCAGUGUGGAAACAGUUUUACUCAACAAGGAGCCCUUAAUAAUCACAUGAGAGCUCACUCUGGAGAGAGGCCAUUCCCCUGCCAACAGUGUGGAAAGAGUUUUACUCAACAAGGAGCCCUUAAUAAUCACAUGAAAACUCACUCAGGAGAGAAGCCUUACACCUGCCAGCAGUGUGGGAAGAGUUUCACUCAAAAAGCAAACCUUCAAAGUCACAUGAGAACUCACUCAGGAGAGAAGCCUUACGCUUGCCGUCAGUGUGGAAAGAGUUUCACACAUUUAUACUCCCUUCAUUUCCACAUGAGUAUUCACACUGGAGAGAAGCCUUACACAUGCGAACAGUGUGGAAAGAGUUUCCCUGCAAAACAAAGCCUUAAAGGACACAUGAGAGUUCACACCGGAGAGAAGCCUUACUCUUGCGAGUAUUGUGGGAAGAGUUUCACACAUAUAUACACCCGUAAUUACCACAUGAGAAUUCACACUGGAAAGCAGCUGUUCACAUGUGAUCGUUGUGGAAAGAACCUUGCAACAGAAUUUAGCCUUAAGUGUCACAAGAUUAGGCACACUGGAAAGAAACCCUUCAAAUGUGAUCAGUGUGGAAGGGGUUUUGUACGUAAGAUAAGCCUUAAUUACCACAUGAAGACUCAUUCAGCAGUGAAAUGCUGUAAAUGUGCUCAGUGUGGAAAGAGUUUCAGUCAUAAAGCUAGCCUCAGUGCUCACAUUAAUAAACACAGGAAGCCUGUGGGAAGAGCAUCCCACAAAUAGAAAAUCUUAAUAUUCACAUGAAAUAUGUGUGGAAUUAUGUGAAGAAACCCACAUGAGAUUUCACUCUAUUCUAUUUUAUACUCUAACUAUUUCAUAUGCCAUCAUUGUGCAAAGUGUUUCACAGUCAAAGGAAACCUGAAGACUCAUAUAGGAGUACACGCUGGAGAGAGGCCUUUCAAGAUCAUUCUGGAAAUAAAGUGUGACUGUGACGAGGUUUACCAUUUCAAAAAUCGGCAACAUAUUCAUUCUGGAGGAAGCCAUGAAGCACCUUCAUAGCCAUGUCUUUUAUUUGUAUUCUUCACUUUUUAAUACUUGUCUUGAGGCUUUUUUAUAUAUAUAUAUAUAUAUAUAUAUAUGUAUGAUCUCCUGUAUCCACACCUAAUGUUCCAGAUAUUACAGUAGACGCACUCUAAUUUCGAUUGUAUGGAGACAUUGUGCCAUUCCGUUUACUGGUAUCUUGGAAUCUAAAUAUUAUAUUUCUGUUUUCCUGCAAAAUGCCACAAUGUAACUAAAUGAUUCUAAAUAAAAUGGCGAACUGCAUGAAGUAAUUAACAUUGCAUUGAACUAUUUGUGACGUCCCAGGACCUAUAUAAGUGGGAGUGUCUCUUUUGUGCAUGUGCUCGGUUUGUGUUGUUUUGCUUUUCUCUCUCUCAAACGCUGAUGAGGACUAACAGGUGGAGUUCAAUUAGUUGAUGAUUCUGCUGAUGACUGCACUAUCCUGAUUGGCCCACUAGAGGAAAUGUUUGGAGUUAAAAGGCAGAGCUGAGAUGCUUGGAGCAAGAGUCCCUUUUGCUGACUUCUCUUUUGUUUGUGGUUCACUUGUUGUUGACAAAAAUGUGUUAAACGAUCUUUAAUCCUCUUUUGGGAGGAUUUCUUUAUUUGUUAAGAACAAGUUUUUUUAAUUUUUUUUAUUAGUUUUUUUUUUUUUGGGUGGGAAGCUGUAGGGAGGUGGUUGCCACUUAUUUUGACCACUUUUUCUCGUGUUUAAGGAAAGCAAGGGAGUUAGAGUAUUAUUUUGUAUUGUUUUUUCUUUUAUUUGUUAGAUUAGGUAGAUUGUUUUUGGGAGUUAGUAUGUUCUGUUUAUUAUGUUGGCCUUGACCCCUCCUGAAGUUCUGUUUGCUUGUUCAAUAAAUUUUAUUCUGUUUUGUAUCGAUUAUGGUGUUGCGUGUGAGUCAGUAGAAGGGGAAAGAUCCUCCAUUUCUCCACCACUUUCUUUAUUACUCUUUCCCAUCCCUACCUUCAUAGCCAUGUCUUUUAUUUGUAUUCUUCACUUUUUAAUACUUGU